UGUCCCAGAAAGGAAAGAACGAACGAGAGAAAAAGCAGCAGGAUGAUUAUGUAAGUGUUAAAGCGCAGCAGGAACAAGCGGAAGUAAUUCGGGCGAUUUGUGUAUAUACCUCCGGGUCGAUUUUGACACAAGAGAGAAAAGCACGACAGUCUGUCCUUCUCGCUCUUACGGCAUUAGGACUGUCGCGCGGUGACGCAUCGCGCACACAGCACGGGACUGUCUUUGGCCAAUGAUCAUCGGACGCACUUUUAAGGACUUUGAAGCAGAAACAUGGAGAGUGUAAUUCAGCAAAAAGUGAUAGAAGUUGCCGCUCACGUGGAGCAACAGUUGGACGCGGAGUUGGAGAAAUUGGACAAGUUCGACAUCAACGAUUAUGAAAACAUACGUGCCCAUCGUUUGAACGAGCUCAAACGGAUGCAGAAACAAAAGCAGGAUUGGCUUGCUUCGGGUCAUGGAGAAUAUUCGGAACUGUACGAUGAGAAGGAAUUCUUCGAAAUAUCCAAGAAGUCAGAAAACAUCAUCUGUUUAUUUUACAAAGACGAUUCUCCUCGAUGUAAAAUAGUGGAUCAUCAUUUCAAGAUUCUUGCGAAGAAGCAUAUUGAAGCGAGAUUCUGCAAAUUAAAUGUUGAGAGAUGUCCAUUCUUAACUGAACGGCUACGAAUUAGAAUCAUACCUACAAUUGCUCUAAUUGUGAACGGCAAAACCAAGGAUUAUAUUGUUGGAUUCACUGAAUUGGGAAAUUGCGAUGACUUUUCCACGGCAACGUUGCAGAAUCGCCUCGCGCAGUCUGGUGCAAUCAAUUAUGAUGACGAUUCAAAUAUUUCAGAAUCUAGUAAAAAGUCAUUUAUAUUGAAAUCGGUAAAACCUAAGACCAUCAAAGGACGUGAUGAUAAUUCGGGUGAUUCUGAUGAUGACGAUUGGUAAAUUGUAAAAUGAAAAACAUAUAUUAAUUUACAUUUUAGCAAAAGUUUUUAUAUAUUAAAUUAUAAUUAAUGUAUCAAUAUGUUUAUUCACAAAUAUUUUGUAUUACACGUUUUUGUCUCGUUUUCGUAUUAAACAAUGAACAAUGUUUGUUUUAUAUAACAAUUAAAUUUAAACAUUUAUUAUAUAAUAAACUACAAUAAUUUAUUAUAUAAUAAA
Messenger RNA from Pseudomyrmex gracilis, 1140 nucleotides. RefSeq names its product thioredoxin domain-containing protein 9. Gene Ontology annotation, biological process: microtubule cytoskeleton organization. The coding region runs from base 271 to 924 and encodes 217 amino acids. The record is from RefSeq and is a predicted model, not a curated record. Gene Ontology annotation, cellular component: cytoplasm. The transcript has 4 exons. NCBI's taxonomy places the organism in Eukaryota, Metazoa, Arthropoda, Insecta, Hymenoptera, Formicidae.